CCCCCCCCCGAACGAUCUGCACGCUUUCUUUAUUGCGAUAUUGUCUGGCGCUGCAAAUUGUUGACUGCGUUUUGCUUGCACCUUUCUCUCCUAUUUUUUUUUCCCUUUUUCCACACCUCUCCGCUGCGAAUAAGCCUACUCGUUUGUGGCCGUCAUGUCGAAGCGAACGUUGGUUGAAAAGCAUGGAAGCCAGUAUAUCUACAAGGCCGACACGACGUAUCCCAUUCCGAACGUGGAUCUGUUGACCUUGUUGUUUGAGCACCCCCAAUGCGGCGCAAAGGAGAACACCAUCAUUCAUGUGGACGCUGAAAACCCGUCAAACGCUCUCACAAAAGCUUCGGCCCGCACUCUGACCAAGCGCAUCGCCCACGCGCUCAGGACCCAGUACAACGUCGGCCCAAUUGCCCUCGGAAAGGGCACCAAGGGCGCAAAGAAGAAGGACUACGUCACUUGCAUCUCGGCCGGCAACUACCUCGUCCCGUGCAUGUUCUACGGCGUUGUCGCAGCGGGCGGCAUCUUCUCCUCCGUCACGGCGAGUGCAACGGUGGAGGAGCUUGAGCGCUUGAUCAAGCUGGCCCCGAGCGAGCUGAUCAUCACGAGCGCAGAAACGAAAGAGACCAGCGUUGCGGCGGCCAAGAAGUGCGGCAUCCCCCUCAAGAACGUGCUCGUCAUUGACGUGCCCGGCGUGGCUCUGCGGAGAGCCAGCGACGACAAGGACAUCCUCACCAGAAAAGAGCUCGACUGGCGCGUCAUCACCAACAAGAAGGAGCUCGAGAACACGCCGCUGUGCCUCAUCUACUCGUCCGGAACGACCGGCCUUCCCAAGGGCGUGCCGCUGACCCACAUGAACAUGGUCGCCGAGUGCAUCCUGGGAUGCGACCCGAUCAAGAAGCAGAUGGACUUUGAGUACAAGACGAUCGCCCACCUGCCCGUCGCCCACAUUGCGGGCAUGCAGGGCUACUUUGUGAACCCCUUCUACAUGGGCGGUCCGACGUACUGGAUGACCAAGUUCGACUUUCCCAAGUUCCUCGAGUACAACAAGAAAUACGGCAUCACGUUCUUCUUCACCGUCCCACCCAUCUACUUGCUCAUCGCCAAGAUGCCCCAGGUGACGGACCAGUUCGACACGUUGCGUAUCGCCAUCAGCGGCGCCGCCCCUAUGGGCAAGGACCUGCAGUACGCGGCGAGCGCAAAGCUGGGCAAGGGCCAGACCUUCAUCACCCAGACUUGGGGUCUGAGCGAGAGCACCGGCUCGGCGACGUUGCUUGGCUACGGCGAGAAGGACGACACCGGCUCCGUCUCGCGGCUGCUGCCGAACUGUAUGGCACGGAUGGUGGACGAAGAUGGCCACGACGUGGAGCCUGGCAAGGAAGGCGAGAUCUGGCUACAGGGCCCCGUCAUCUUCCGCGGCUACCACAACAACCCGGCCGCGGACAAGGACUCGUUCGAAAACGGCUGGUACAAGACCGGCGACGUCGGCGUCUUCAAGAACGGGCUGUUCUACAUCGUCGACCGGCGAAAGGAGCUCAUCAAGUACAAGGGCAUGCAGGUCGCGCCGGCCGAGCUCGAGGCGCUGCUCAUCUCGCAUGAAGAUAUCCUCGACGCCGCUGUCAUCGGCGUCGAGGCCGAGGGCACCGAGGUACCCCGCGCGUACGUGGUCGCAGAUCCAAAGAAAAUCUCGGAGCAACAGAUCAAGGACUUUGUCAAGCAGAACGUCGCGCAGUACAAGCAGCUCCGGGGCGGCGUCGUCUUCAUCGACGCCAUCCCUAAGAGCCCCAGCGGCAAGAUCCUCAGAAAGGAUCUUCGCGCCAUGGCCAAGAAGGAAGCCCCCAAGGCUAAGUUGUAAGGGGGCACAUGGCAUAAUUAUACACACCCACACACACGUAUAUAUAUGUAGAGGAGUGUGUGUGUGCGUGUGAGGUACUGUGAACUUUUCAGCGCAUUCUCGGUUCCGGCUCUUUGCCACGCAAUAUACGUCGCCGGCGUGUUUGUUAUAACCAGCUCUGACCCCGGGCUUGAAUCGUUUUUUCGUGAUACGGAUGCUUACGCCAUAGACCGCGGGAGAGACUCAAUUAGAUGGUAACCAAAUUGCUGUACAAUGUAAC
This is a messenger RNA of Verruconis gallopava, 2105 nucleotides long. RefSeq lists its product as uncharacterized. NCBI's taxonomy places the organism in Eukaryota, Fungi, Ascomycota, Dothideomycetes, Venturiales, Sympoventuriaceae. The record is from RefSeq and is a predicted model, not a curated record. The coding region runs from base 155 to 1846 and encodes 563 amino acids. The transcript has 3 exons. Gene Ontology annotation, molecular function: CoA-ligase activity. Gene Ontology annotation, biological process: secondary metabolic process.